This is a messenger RNA of Gossypium arboreum, 2387 nucleotides long. RefSeq lists its product as uncharacterized. The record is from RefSeq and is a predicted model, not a curated record. The transcript has 10 exons. The coding region runs from base 308 to 2077 and encodes 589 amino acids. Lineage: Eukaryota; Viridiplantae; Streptophyta; Magnoliopsida; Malvales; Malvaceae.
CCCUCAUCUUUGGGUAAACAAACCGUCACGUAUGGAGUGUAAUAUUAAGAAAAGCGUGAGAAGGACUGGCAUUUGGUAUCCCACCAUAGGUGUCCGGGUGAGCUAAAGUAAUCAAAAUCAUAUAACGCUUUCAAUUUUCGCGAAUUUUACCAUCACAUUCACCACGUGGCCAUCAGGAACAAAUGCCACGCCGUAGCCAACUCAAAAUCAUCAUCCAAAAAGUCCACAUUCCCUAUUCAACCAAAAGAAAGAAAAGCAAUCAAUAUUCAAAGCGUUUGAAAGCAGAGGCAGCAGCGAUUCAAAGAAAAUGUCCACGCUCCAAUUCCAUUCCCAACCCCAAUCCCGAUUCGAAUCCGAUAUCCGGUUCGCUUCCUCCACUUCCUGCAGUUUUCGUCCUAGACGGAACUUCACCCUCCCACGUCGGUUUCGCCCUCGCCCUCUAUCUCUCCACUCUCAUUCCUCCACCUCUUUACGGCCACUCCCAAGAGCUUUCUCCAACGAUCCUGCCGUUACCGAAAAGCCUUCCAUUUGUACAGCCGACGAGCUCCACUAUGUGCCUCUACCUAAUUCUGAUUGGCGCCUUGCCCUCUGGCGUUAUCACCCUCCUCCUCAGGCGCCACCUAGAAAUCACCCUCUAUUAUUAUUAUCUGGACUGGGGACUAAUGCCAUUGGGUAUGAUCUUUCUCCUGAGUCUUCAUUUGCAAGAUACAUGUCAGGCCAAGGAUUUGACACAUGGGUUCUUGAGUUUCGUGGUGCUGGGCUGAGUGUGCAGGCAUCAAAUUUGAAAGAACUUAAGCAAUCUGCUGAUGCAGUAUCUGAGCAGAUUGAAGCUAUAGCUAAGAGUGUGGCAAAUGAAGUGUCUCCUCAGAAGCAGCCAACUGAUGUUUCUGGUUACCUAUCCGAUUCUGAGUUUUAUUUUCUUAGAGAAGAUUCAAUAGGGAUUGGAACGGCAUGGGAUGAAGCAAAAUUGGUUGCAGAGUUGACAGAAAUUUUCAUGCGUUUGUCUGAGAGACUUUCUGGCUUUCUUAGUGAAAGUCAAUCAAGACUAAUAUCAACUAAAUUAUUAGAUCAGAUAUCAAAACUUUUGGAAGAUUCUCAGUUAUCUGAACGCUUUGAGGAGGUGAGGAUAAAGCUCGCCAACGUAUUAGAAAAACAACAAAACUCAGUUAUUGCCAGCCAAAUUAGAGAUCUGAGUCAAAGACUUGUAAAUAUUAUUGAGGGAGGCCAACGAUCUGUUUCACCUCAGUUCAUUGAUAUUCAAGAGAGGCUUUCUUCAACAAUAGAAGAUUUUCAGAAACAACUUGACUUGAUUGUUAAGUAUGAUUGGGAUUUUGAUCACUAUUUGGAGGAGGAUGUUCCAGCUGCGAUGGAAUACAUAAGGGCGCAGACAAAACCAAAGGAUGGAAAACUGCUUGCAAUUGGUCACUCAAUGGGAGGCAUAUUGCUUUAUGCAAUGCUAUCACGGUGCGGUUCUGAAGGACGGGAGCCAAGACUUAAGGCUGUUGUAACUAUGGCAUCAGCACUUGAUUACAGAUGUUCAAAGCCACUCAAAGUACUCUUACCUCUUGCAGAUCCUGCCCAAGCACUUAACGUCCCUGCUGUUCCAUUUGGAACAUUACUGGCAGCUGCUUAUCCUCUAGCUUCUCAGCCUCCUUAUGUAUUGGGUUGGCUGAAUGAUCUAAUAUCAGCAGAGGACAUGAUGCAUCCGGAGUUGCUAGAAAAGCUCGUCUUAAAUAAUUUCUGUACCAUACCAACUAAGCUUAUUAUGCAGCUCACAUCAGCAUUCGGAGACAAGGGGUUAUGUGAUAGAAGUGGUAAACUUUCCUACAGGGAUCACCUAAAUAAAAGCAAUGUCCCUGUCCUGGCUAUUGCAGGAGAUCAAGAUCUGAUUUGCCCACCCGAAGCUGUUGAGGAAACUGUCAAGCUUUUUCCGGAGAAUUUGGUAACCUAUAAACUAUUUGGAGAACCUCAUGGCCCCCAUUAUGCACACUAUGAUUUGGUGGGAGGACGAUUGGCUAUGGAGCAAGUUUACCCAUCAUCAGAUUUAUAUCAGCCACAGCUAUUGUUAUGUGAUUGAUCAUUUCCGUGGAGGCAUUGGUAGGGCUUACGUUACUCAGAUUCAGGUUUGAGUUUUGGACAAGGGUAUGUCUCAGGUAUGGAUAUGUAUAAAUUUUUAUUUGGAAAGUCUUCGGAAGGUAAUAUUAUAUAUUCAUGUCCAAAUGUCAAUCUUCAAGAACUGAAUUUUAUACUAAUGCUUGCAAUAGGUCCAUUGUUGAAUUGUUUAUGUAAGAUUAGGGUCAUGGAAAUUGUAAGUUUGCCACAUGUAAACCAUCCAACGGUGCAUAUGUGGUGAUAUUGUUGAAUUUGAUUAGCAUUGUUUUGGAAAA